Messenger RNA from Desarmillaria tabescens, 906 nucleotides. Its product is annotated as Metalloprotease. The transcript is spliced from 8 exons. Gene Ontology annotation, biological process: proteolysis. The coding region runs from base 1 to 906 and encodes 301 amino acids. Gene Ontology annotation, molecular function: metalloendopeptidase activity. The record is from RefSeq and is a predicted model, not a curated record. Lineage: Eukaryota; Fungi; Basidiomycota; Agaricomycetes; Agaricales; Physalacriaceae.
AUGCUCACUUCUUUCAUUGCCCUCGCCCUUGCCCUCUCUACCUUCGCCAGUCCUUACAAGAGAGAUGCUGGUCUUAGCGUCUCCUUGUCUGGACCAGCGUCCGAUGUCACCAGUAUCGAUGAUCUCAAGUUCACGGCGACUGUAGCCAACACUGGCUCAGAGUCGGUGAAGAUCUUGAAGUACGGGACGAUUUUUGAUGACAUGCUUCCAACCCAAUCUUUCACUGUCACCAAGGAUGGAGAAACCGUCGACUUCACUGGGAUCAAGAUUUCGGUUUCUUUGAAGGACACUAAUGACUCUACCUUUGCGGUCAUUCCUCCUGGACAAUCGGUUACUGCGGAGCAUGAUGUAUCGGCGCUGUUUGACUUUGCUUCGGCUGGCCCAGGAACAUUCACGUUCACGCCUGUGACAGUCCUUCUCUAUCACUACUAUACAGAGGCGAAAGCAUUAGCUUCUGCAGCGUCCUCUUAUAUUGCAGCGAACGGUACUAAUUCUCUCUAUAAUUCUUACUUCGGCACUACGCCGACAGACACGGUUCGCGCGGUAUUUGAUAGAAUCGCAAACGAAUCAUCUAACACAAGGACAAUGGACUGCACGGAUCCACUCCUUCUUUGUUCUCAGCAAGGUCUUGUUGCCUAUACUGCCCAACCCAGUACGAAUAUUUUCUUUUGCAAUCUCUUUUUCACCUUGGAUGGCAGUGCGGCUAUUUGUUCCGGUUCAGUCGAUGAUACGGUUACUGCUGACGGGGUUACUCUCCAUGAGUUCACUCAUGCUACUUCCCAUACCAUCGAUGUCGCCUAUGGCUGCGCUAACGACCGGGCGCUUCUUCCUGCUGAACAAGCUGUCAAUGCUGAUAGUUACGAAUGCUUCGCGAAUGAGGUUUACAAGGCCAAUCAGUGCAGUUAG